Molecule: messenger RNA, 1706 nt
Organism: Oncorhynchus keta (chum salmon)
Lineage: Eukaryota; Metazoa; Chordata; Actinopteri; Salmoniformes; Salmonidae
Exons: 4
Biological process (GO): endosomal transport; clathrin-dependent synaptic vesicle endocytosis
Cellular component (GO): plasma membrane; presynaptic membrane; clathrin-coated pit
Molecular function (GO): protein binding; molecular adaptor activity; calcium ion binding
Source: RefSeq, a predicted model, not a curated record
AAGAGAGGAACAAACAUGAUAAACAGUUUGACACCCUCUCUCCGUCUCCAGGUGACCUCAGUGUGUGGGCUAUCUCUCCAGAAGAGAGGAACAAACAUGAUAAACAGUUUGACACCCUCUCUCCGUCUCCAGGUGACCUCAGUGUGUGGGCUAUCUCUCCAGAAGAGAGGAACAAACAUGAUAAACAGUUUGACACCCUCUCUCCGUCUCCAGGUGACCUCAGUGUGUGGGCUAUCUCUCCAGAAGAGAGGAACAAACAUGAUAAACAGUUUGACACCCUCUCUCCGUCUCCAGGUGACCUCAGUGUGUGGGCUAUCUCUCCAGAAGAGAGGAAGAAACAUGAUAAACAGUUUGACACCCUCUCUCCGUCUCCAGGUGACCUCAGUGUGUGGGCUAUCUCUCCAGAAGAGAGGAACAAACAUGAUAAACAGUUUGACACCCUCUCUCCGUCUCCAGGUGACCUCAGUGUGUGGGCUAUCUCUCCAGAAGAGAGGAAGAAACAUGAUAAACAGUUUGACACCCUCUCUCCGUCUCCAGGUGACCUCAGUGUGUGGGCUAUCUCUCCAGAAGAGAGGAACAAACAUGAUAAACAGUUUGACACCCUCUCUCCGUCUCCAGGUGACCUCAGUGUGUGGGCUAUCUCUCCAGAAGAGAGGAAGAAACAUGAUAAACAGUUUGACACCCUCUCUCCGUCUCCAGGUGACCUCAGUGUGUGGGCUAUCUCUCCAGAAGAGAGGAACAAACAUGAUAAACAGUUUGACACCCUCUCUCCGUCUCCAGGUGACCUCAGUGUGUGGGCUAUCUCUCCAGAAGAGAGGAAGAAACAUGAUAAACAGUUUGACACCCUCUCUCCGUCUCCAGGUGACCUCAGUGUGUGGGCUAUCUCUCCAGAAGAGAGGAAGAAACAUGAUAAACAGUUUGACACCCUCUCUCCGUCUCCAGGUGACCUCAGUGUGUGGGCUAUCUCUCCAGAAGAGAGGAACAAACAUGAUAAACAGUUUGACACCCUCUCUCCGUCUCCAGGUGACCUCAGUGUGUGGGCUAUCUCUCCAGAAGAGAGGAAGAAACAUGAUAAACAGUUUGACACCCUCUCUCCGUCUCCAGGUGACCUCAGUGUGUGGGCUAUCUCUCCAGAAGAGAGGAACAAACAUGAUAAACAGUUUGACACCCUCUCUCCGUCUCCAGGUGACCUCAGUGUGUGGGCUAUCUCUCCAGAAGAGAGGAAGAAACAUGAUAAACAGUUUGACACCCUCUCUCCGUCUCCAGGUGACCUCAGUGUGUGGGCUAUCUCUCCAGAAGAGAGGAACAAACAUGAUAAACAGUUUGACACCCUCUCUCCGUCUCCAGGUGACCUCAGUGUGUGGGCUAUCUCUCCAGAAGAGAGGAACAAACAUGAUAAACAGUUUGACACCCUCUCUCCGUCUCCAGGUGACCUCAGUGUGUGGGCUAUCUCUCCAGAAGAGAGGAAGAAACAUGAUAAACAGUUUGACACCCUCUCUCCCACCAUGGGCUACAUCUCAGGGGAGCGGGCCAGGAAGUUCUUCUUGCAGUCGGGUCUUCCCUCCUCGGUUCUUGCAGAGAUAUGGGCGCUGGCUGACAUGGGUAAGGAUGGGAAGAUGGACAGGUUGGAGUUCUCCAUCUCCAUGAAGCUCAUUAAGCUCAAACUGCAGGGCACGCCCCUUCUCCCAACUUUGCAAUCAUCAUGA